UUAACACGCGUCGCAGAUGAACAGUCCCCGGGUCGGGUCGGACCACAUUUCAUCCCCAUACACCAGAAAAUCGUGUUGCAGUGUUAGAAGAGAGAAAAAGAGGGAUAAUCAUCCCGCCAAACAUGGGAAGGGUUUAAGCUUCCAAAACCCUAUUCUUCUCCCUCCUCACCUGCAACUCCUUCUCUCUCUCUCUCUAUACACACGCAUUUCCGGAAACCCUACUGAUUCAAACAGCAAGAUGAGCUACGCAGCGUAUAAGAUGAUGCACUGGCCAACCGGCAUCGAGAACUGCGCUUCCGGAUUCAUCACUCACUCCAGUGUAGACUUUACACCACAAAUCCCUCCGAUUCAGACUGAUGACCUCGAUUCUGACUGGCCGGCGGCGAAACCAAUCGGCCCGGUUCCGAACCUCAUCGUCACCGCCGGUAACAUUCUCGAGGUUUAUGUAGUUAGGGUUCAAGAAGAAAGUAGCAGCAGAGAAUCAAAAGGGCCAAUUGAAACUAAGCGUGGCGGUGUCAUGGCCGGUAUAUCUGGAGCUUCGCUCGAACUUGUUUGCCAUUACAGGUUGCAUGGUAAUGUUGAAUCGAUAGCCGUGUUGUCGGUAGGAGGUGUUGAUGGUGGUAGGAGGAGGGAUUCGAUUAUCUUAACCUGUCAAGAUGCUAAAAUUUCAAUCUUAGAGUUUGAUGAAUCUACUCAUGGACUUCGUACAAGCUCCAUGCACUGUUUUGAGGGUCCAGAGUGGCUUCAUCUGAAAAGAGGUAGAGAAUCGUUUGCUAGAGGUCCAGUGGUUAAAGUUGAUCCACAAGGAAGGUGUGCUGGGGUUCAUGUUUAUGGCCUCCAGAUGAUAAUACUUAAGGCUGCUGAGGCUGGUUCUAGUUUGGUUGGUGAAGACAAAGCCUUUAGUGCGGGGCCCACUGUGUCUGCUCGUAUCGAGUCAUCAUACAUAAUCAAUUUACGGGAUCUGGAUAUGAAGCAUGUAAAGGAUUUUGUUUUCGUGAAUGGUUAUAUUGAGCCGGUAAUGGUUAUCCUGCAUGAACGAGAGCUUACUUGGGCUGGGCGUGUCUCGUGGAAACAUCAUACGUGUAUGAUUUCAGCACUUAGUAUCAGCACAACAUUGAAGCAACAUCCACUCAUAUGGUUAGCCUCUAAUCUUCCACAUGAUGCAUACAAGCUUCUUGCAGUGCCAUCUCCAAUUGGUGGAGUUCUUGUAGUUAGUGCAAAUACUAUUCAUUAUCAUAGUCAGUCAGCAUCAUGCAUGUUGGCUUUGAACAACUUCGCUGUCUCUGUUGAUAGUAGUCAGGAAAUGUCCAGAUCAAGUUUCAAUGUGGAGCUCGAUUCUGCCAAUGCAACUUGGUUAACAAAUGAUGUGGCCAUGUUGUCGACAAAGACAGGGGAACUGCUUCUGUUGACACUUGUUAAUGAUGGGAGGGUUGUGCAGAGACUUGACCUUUCAAAGUCUAGAGCGUCAGUACUUACAUCGGGGAUUACAACUAUUGGGAACUCAUUAUUCUUUUUGGGUAGUCGGUUGGGAGAUAGCUUGCUUGUGCAAUUUAGCUAUGGAGUAGGAGCAUCAAUGUUGCCUCCUGGUGUGAAGGAGGAGGUUGGGGAUAUUGAGGGAGAUGUCCCUUCGGCAAAGCGGUUACGAGGGUCCUCUUCUGAUGCUUUGCAAGAUAUGCUUAGUGGGGAAGAGCUUUCCUUAUAUAGUUCAGGUCCAAAUAAUGCACAGUCUGCACAGAAGACUUUCUCAUUUGCAGUGAGGGAUUCACUGAUUAACGUUGGCCCUUUGAAAGACUUUUCUUAUGGUUUGAGAAUCAAUGCUGACCCUAAUGCCACAGGAGUUGCUAAACAAAGUAACUAUGAACUGGUGUGCUGUUCUGGUCAUGGAAAGAAUGGUGCGCUCUGUGUGCUUCAGCAGUCAAUCCGCCCAGAGAUGAUUACACAAGAAAAUUUACAAGGUUGCAAGGGAGUUUGGGCUGUAUACCACAAGAGUACGCGGAGUCAUAAUAUUGAUUCUUCAAAGAUGGCAGCUGAUGAUGAUGAAUACCAUGCAUAUUUGAUUAUUAGUUUGGAGAGUCGUACAAUGAUAUUACAGACAGCUAACAAUCUGGAGGAGGUUACCGAAAAUGUUGAUUAUUAUGUCCAAGGAAGUACAAUUGCUGCAGGAAAUCUGUUUGGAAGGCGCCGAGUUAUCCAAGUCUUUGCUCGUGGUGCCCGAAUUCUUGAUGGUGCUUUUAUGACUCAAGAUUUGAGCUUUAGCACUCCAAACUCUGAAGCUGGCUCCAGUUCUGAAAGUUCAACAGUAUCAUCUGUUUCUAUAGCUGAUCCAUAUGUGUUGCUAAGAAUGACAGACGGAAGUAUUCAGCUUCUUGUUGGAGAUCCUUCUAAUUGCACUGUUUCCAGCAACAUUCCUGCCGUAUUUGAAAGCUCAAACAAAUCAAUAUCUGCCUGCACACUCUAUCAUGAUAAAGGACCUGAGCCAUGGCUCCGGAAGACAAGUACCGAUGCUUGGCUUUCUACUGGCAUUGGCGAGGCUAUUGAUGGGGCUGAUGAUAUACCUCAUGAUCAGGGUGACAUAUACUGUGUUGUUUGUUACGAAAGUGGUGCUCUCGAAAUAUUUGACGUGCCUAAUUUCAGUUGUGUUUUCUCGGUGGACAACUUUGUGUCUGGAAAGUCCUACCUUGUAGAUACCUUUGUCAAGGAUCCAUCUAAUGCUUCUGAACAAUUUAUGAAAAACGAUUCUGAAGAUGUGGCUGGCCAUGCCAGGAAAGAGAAUAUCCAGAAUAUGAAGGUUGUAGAGUUGGCCAUGCAAAGAUGGUCAGGGCAGCAUAGCCGCCCAUUUCUUUUUGGAAUAUUGACUGAUGGGACGAUUCUUGGUUACCAUGCUUACCUCUUUGAAGGUUCAGAAAAUGCUUCUAAAAUUGAGGAAGUCGUUACGGUACAGAAUUCUGUUAACCUUAGCAGUUCUAGGCUUAGAAAUUUAAGAUUUGUUCGAGUUCCCUUGGACACAUAUUCAAGGGAGGAGACAUCAUCUGGAACUCCAUCCCAACGAAUAACCAUAUUCAAGAAUGUUGGAGGUUUCCAAGGAUUAUUCCUCUCUGGGUCAAGACCAGUUUGGUUCAUGAUGUUCAGAGAACGGCUUCGAAUACAUCCACAGCAAUGUGAUGGACCUAUUGCUGCCUUUACUGUUCUUCACAAUGUAAACUGUAACCAUGGACUUAUAUAUGUUACCUCACAGGGUAUUUUGAAAAUUUGCCAACUUCCAUCUUUAUCGAGUUAUGACAACUAUUGGCCAGUACAAAAAAUUCCUUUAAAGGGGACUCCACAUCAAGUCACUUACUUUGCUGAGAAGAAUUUAUAUCCACUUAUAGUUUCAGUUCCAGUUCCUAGGCCAUUGAAUCUAGUUCUCUCAUCUCUGAUGGAUCAAGAAGUUGGCCACCAGAAUGAACAGGACAACUGGGGUUCAGAUGGAACUUACACUCUAGAAGAAUUUGAGGUUCGGAUUUUGGAACCAGAAAAAUCUGGUGGUCCUUGGCAAACUAGGGGUACAAUUCCUAUGCAGAGUUCUGAAAAUGCUUUGACUGUGCGAGUGGUUACAUUGUUUAAUACAUCAACAAGAGAAAAUGACACACUUUUGGCUAUUGGGACUGCUUAUGUGCAAGGGGAGGAUGUUGCUGCAAGAGGGCGUGUUCUCUUGUUUUCUGUCGAAAGAAAUGCUGAUAAUUCUCGGAUUUCUGUUUCCGAGGUCUACUCCAAGGAGUUGAAGGGUGCUAUAUCUGCUCUUGCUUCACUUCAAGGUUCUGAGUUGAAUGGCGUUGCUUUUUAUGAUGUUCCACCUCUUUACGUUGUGAGCUUAAAUAUUGUAGGUGUCUUCUCCACAACUUCAAUUCCUCUGCUGUAUGUUUUUUCCCUGUCGUGUUCUCUUGAUUGGCGAUUUCUGGAGUGAGGUGCAUGAUGUGAAACUACAAAAUUGUUAUAGAGCCAGAUUGCCCAUCUGUUUUGUGAAUAUUGCCAAGGCAAUUAGAUGCCUCAAUUAAUUAAAUUAGCAAAAAUAAAGGAGCACAGAAUCUCAGUUGCACAUAUAUUGAUUUACAUUGGAAUGAAGUGUCAUGGCAAAUGCAUGUAGCAUCUAGUCUUAUUUAUAAUUUUC
Molecule: messenger RNA, 4147 nt
Organism: Ilex paraguariensis (yerba mate)
Lineage: Eukaryota; Viridiplantae; Streptophyta; Magnoliopsida; Aquifoliales; Aquifoliaceae
Source: the annotation of a GenBank genome assembly